CCUUUCAGACUUCCGAUAUCCUUUCAUUUCCGGUGUGCAUGGCAGCCUUUCGAAAUAACGCAAAAUGAAGCCAAUUUUACUACAUGGUCAUGAGCGAUCAAUCACAGAAAUCAAAUACAACAGGGAGGGUGACCUUAUCUUUUCUUGUGCUAAGGAUCACCAACCUAAUGUGUGGUAUUCUCUCAAUGGAGAGAGACUUGGGUCCUUUAAAGGACAUACAGGAGCUGUGUGGAACAUGGAUGUCAAUUGGGACACAACCUAUGUGUUGACAGCUUCUGCAGACAACUCUUGUAAACUGUGGGAUUGUCAAACAGGGAAAAUGCUGUCAACAAUGGAGUCUAAGACAGCUGUACGUACAUGUGGGUUCUCAUACAGCGGAAAUCUUAUAAUGUACACAACUGACAAAACCAUGGGACAUCCUUGUGAAAUCCACAUCUACGACAUCAAUGAUAUGAGAGAGCCGGCUAUGAUCAUUCCUAUAGCUGGGCCAAAGAUAACAUCUGCUCUCUGGGGUCCAUAUGAAGAAUACAUUAUCACAGGACAUGAAAAUGGAGAGUUAUGUCACAUUGAUCUUAAAACUGGUGAAAAGAUCCAUGCUGUCCAUGACCAUUCUAAACAGAUCAAUGACAUCCGAUACUCUAAUGAUAUGUCCAUGAUUAUCACAGCAUCGAAAGACACUACAGCCAAGCUGUUUGAUACAUUAUCCUUACGACAUAUGAAGACCUACAAGACAGAAAGACCUGUCAACUCCGCAGCCAUUUCUCCUAUCAGGGAUCACGUGGUACUUGGAGGUGGACAGGAAGCUAUGGAAGUCACUACAACUUCAUCAAGGGUAGGCAAAUUUGAUGCUCGCUUCUAUCACCUUGUCUUUGAAGAGGAAUUUGGCAGAGUUAAAGGUCACUUCGGUCCAAUCAACAGUUUAUCAUUUCAUCCAGAUGGAAAAAGCUAUAGCAGCGGAGGAGAAGACGGAUAUGUACGAGUUCAUCAUUUUGAUCCAAGCUACUUUGAGUUCAGGUUUGAUUAUUAACACUAGUGGAACGUUAAAACUUGGAAAUUGACUGUUUAUUUAUAUUCAAAAAGUGCUCUGGACACUGAAAAGGUCUGCCAUGCCUAAAUCUCAACACAACGGAAAAUUAAUUUGGAAGAUGGAUAAUGUUCCUAUCAGCAAGAUCCAUUUCGAACACAGUGGUGAUUAUUGGAUCAUGAAUAAAUUUUUCAUCUGGAUACAA
Molecule: messenger RNA, 1229 nt
Organism: Ylistrum balloti
Lineage: Eukaryota; Metazoa; Mollusca; Bivalvia; Pectinida; Pectinidae
Product: eukaryotic translation initiation factor 3 subunit I-like
Exons: 9
Coding region: 65-1027 (320 amino acids)
Biological process (GO): cytoplasmic translational initiation
Cellular component (GO): cytoplasm; eukaryotic translation initiation factor 3 complex, eIF3m
Molecular function (GO): RNA binding; translation initiation factor activity; protein binding
Source: RefSeq, a predicted model, not a curated record